Molecule: messenger RNA, 558 nt
Organism: Vigna umbellata (rice bean)
Lineage: Eukaryota; Viridiplantae; Streptophyta; Magnoliopsida; Fabales; Fabaceae
Source: RefSeq, a predicted model, not a curated record
AUGCUAAAAGAGCUCGCAAAAGUACUCAAACAUUAUGGUGUGAGACAUAAGGUAGCUGCACCUUAUCACCCACAGACCAAUGGGCAAGCUGAGGUGUCUAACAGAGCGAUCAAGAGGAUCUUGGAGAAAACAGUUGCUGCAUCAAGAAACGACUGGUCACAAAAAUUGGAUGAUGCUCUCUGGGCAUACAGGACUGAAAUGAAGACAUCAAUGGGUUUAUCACCUUAUCAACUAGUUUAUGGGAAAGCAUGUCAUUUGCCAGUGGAGAUGGAGCAUAGAGCUUUGCGGGCUCUUAAAUUUUUGAAUUUUGAUCCUUCUAAAACUCAGCACAAGCGUAGAAGGCAGAUGCUGGAGCUUGAAGAGAUGUGGUUGCAUGCAUAUGAUUCAUCCAGACCAUUCAUAGUGAAAAGUGUGCGUCCACAUGGAGCAAUUGAAUUGAUUGAUCCAGUUGCUAGUGAUCCACAGAGAAGUUGGGUAGUGAAUGGUCAACAUCUCAAGCAUUAUCUGGGAGGAGAAGUGGAGCGUUUAUCCACAGUGAUGAAGUUGGUUGAUCCUUGA